Messenger RNA from Aspergillus niger, 1503 nucleotides. RefSeq lists its product as uncharacterized. Gene Ontology annotation, molecular function: oxidoreductase activity, acting on paired donors, with incorporation or reduction of molecular oxygen; iron ion binding; monooxygenase activity. The transcript has 3 exons. Lineage: Eukaryota; Fungi; Ascomycota; Eurotiomycetes; Eurotiales; Aspergillaceae. The record is from RefSeq and is a predicted model, not a curated record. Bases 1 to 1503 code for a protein of 500 amino acids.
AUGGAGGUGGGACUGUUCCAAACAAUGGUGGCCAAUGCCAAUGGCCUCAUACUGGCCGUGCUCGUGUCUCUGGGUUGCUGGGUGAUCUACACGCUCUAUUUCCACCCCCUGGCCCGAAUUCCGGGCCCCAAGUGGUGGAUCAUCAGCCGGAUUCCCUACUUCCGCAGCAUUACGACCGGCCAAUUCAUCCACUCGGUGCGGGCCCUGCACGAGCGCUAUGGCCCCGUGGUGCGCCUGGCGGCCAACGAAGUCUCCUUUACCGAUCCUCAGGCGUGGCAGGAUAUCUAUGGUCAUCACGGCGGCGAGCGGGCCUUUCCCCGGAAUCCCGUCUGGUAUCAGCCCGCCUUGAAUGGCGUGCACCACAUCUUGUCUGCAAGCAACAGCGACCAUGCCCGCAUCCGCCAUCUGCUCUCGCACGCCUUUUCUGAGCGGGCGCUCAAGUCCCAGGAGCCCAUGAUUCAGGUCUUCUUCAACCUCCUCAUUGAGCGCUUGCGCCCGCUGGCCGACGGGCGACAGGCCAUCAACAUCAAUGACUGGUUGCAGUACACCACCUUCGACAUCACCGGCGAGCUGGAGUUCGGCGAAUCCUUUGGCUGUCUGGAGAAGGGCGAGUAUCAUCCCUGGAUCAAAGUGCUGCUGUCGAACUUUCGGAAAAUCAUUCUCUUUGGGGCCAGCCAGCUGAUCCCGGGACUGCGGUUCCUGGUUGGGCUGACCAUCCCCAAGGCCGUGAUGCAGCAGCGCCAGCAGCACUUCAGCUACACCGUUGACAAGGUCAGCCGCCGGCUGGCACGAGGCAACGACCCCAUGCGCCCCGAUUUCCUCACCUACAUCAACCGCUACAACGAGGAUGAGAAGAAGGGGAUGAGUCGCGCUGAAAUCGACUCGACCUUCAACGUCCUGGUCAUAGCUGGCAGCGAAACCACGUCGACUUGCAUGACCGCCACCCUGCACUGUCUCCUCCGCAAUCCGGCCACCCUGCAGCGUCUCCAGACCGAGAUUCGCUCCACGUUCGCCCAUGACUCGGACAUCACCUUCGAUAGCACCAUUCCCCUGCCCUAUCUGAAUGCUGUCAUCGAGGAGUCCCUCCGCCUGUGUCCCCCCGCCCCGACCAUGUUGCCUCGCGUGACUCCAGCCGCGGGGGCGUAUGUCUGUGGAUACUGGCUGCCUGGAGGGACCGCCGUCGAAAUCAGCCAAUAUGCCAUGAGCCGCUCCCACGCAAACUACGGCGAUCCCGAUCGCUUCAUCCCCGAGCGCUGGCUCGUCGACGAGAAGCCCAAUCUCCACCCGCAUGAUGCCCGCGCGCACCGGCCCUUCAGCUUCGGUCCGCGUAACUGUCUCGGCCGCAGUCUGGCCUGGAUGGAGAUUCGCUGCGUGCUCUGCAAGCUGUUGUGGAACUUCAACCUGCGGAUGGAGAGCCCGGACUACGAAUGGAACGAGCAGGGCACCUACGUGAUGUGGGACAAGAAGCAGAUGCUCAUCAGUCUAACACCCGUGAAGCGGUAA